AUGGAGUCAUCGAAGAAAACAAUUGAAGUUAAAGCCGAAAAUAGGACAGUAAAUAACUCUCCUUGGAAUAUACUAUUUAAUUCAAGGCAAAGAACGAACAGUGAGAACAGUAUAACUUCUAAUUGUUCAAACACUUCAAGUGAAUCAGGUGCCCAAUUUCCGCCAAUACAGAAACAGGCAACGAAAACAGAAGAUUAUCUGUGGAUGAUAUGGCGUUCAUAA
Leptosia nina is the source of this 222-nucleotide messenger RNA. The record is from the annotation of a GenBank genome assembly. NCBI's taxonomy places the organism in Eukaryota, Metazoa, Arthropoda, Insecta, Lepidoptera, Pieridae.